AUGAAAGUCGCGCAGCUGCUCCUAGGCGCCGGCGUUUGGGCACAGCAAAAUGCUCAAGGCGAUUCUGAACAUUACAGUGAUUGCUCGACGGGCCACUGUUUCCCCGCCACUGGAGAUCUAUUAAUUGGACGAGAAAGUAGAUUAUCCGCCACUUCGACAUGUGGUCUCGAGGGCGAAGAAGGAUUCUGCAUCGUUUCAAAUACAAACGGACAAGGUCCCUGUAAACAGUGUGAUACCAGGCGGAAGUGGUCGCCGUCCGAUCCAUCAACCCACAAUGCACAUAAUAUCGAAAACAUCAUUGCCUUCAAGUCAGAGGAUAUCUCGCCGGCUUACGAAAGGCGUUGGUGGCAGUCCGAAAACGGCAAAGAUGAAGUGUCGAUUCAAGUCGAUUUCGAAGCCGAAUUCUUGUUCACCCACCUUAUCAUGACUUUCAAAACAUUCCGACCCGCCUCCAUGUCCGUUUACCGCUCCUCAGAUAAUGGCGCUAGUUGGAAACCUUACAGACAUUUCGCAGAAGACUGCGCCAGUAGCUUUCCCGAUGUUGAAGCGACCCCAAAUCAAGAUACCAUCGAUCAAGUCGUCUGUGAUGAUUCCUACGGCAAGAAAGUACCAACUACUAAUGGCGAACUCGUACUCAAGGUUUUGGAUCCCCAAUUGACGGAAUCAAUGGACCCCUAUUCGCCCGAAAUCCGCGAUUUGCUUCAAGUAACCAACAUCCGAAUCGACUUCCACGAGCUGCACACGCUUGGUGACGAUCAUAUGGAUAACUCCCACGACGCUACCAAUAAAUACUACUAUGCCGUUUACAACUUAGUUCUUCGUGGGUCCUGUUUCUGCAAUGGUCACGCCAGCCAGUGUGUGCCCAAGGACGACGAAAUCGUCAACGCGGAUGUUUAUGGAAAGUGUAACUGUCAGCACGGAACUGCAGGUCUCAACUGCGAAAAGUGUGCCGACUUCCAUCAUGACCAGCCUUGGAUGCCCGCUCGAGCUAAUCAAACCUUCGAGUGCAAACGAUGCGAGUGUUACGGGCACGCCACCGAGUGUCACUUUGACCCGGCGGUUUACGAAGCUACGGAUAGGACAUCAGGAGGUGUCUGCGAAAACUGCAAGCACAACACGGAGGGACGCAUGUGCGAACGAUGCAUUGAGGGAUUUUACCAAGAUCCACUCAAGAACAUCAAUGAUCCCGAAAUCUGCGUCCCGUGCGAUUGCGAUCCCGCUGGUGUUGUUGGCGCUUGCGAUCGUGCGACAAUUCCCGGUCCAGAUGGAACUGUUGCUGGUCGAUGCCGAUGCAAGGCAAAUGUCAUGGGCGAACGGUGUGACCAAUGCAAACCCGGCUUCCACUCGUUGGAUCCCAACAAUCCCGACGGCUGCUCCCCUUGCGACUGCGACGAUCGCGGCUCGGUGACCCGAGGCGGCUCUGUUUGCGAUCCGCUCAACGGCCAGUGCCACUGUAAGAGCAAUGUCACGGGAGGGCGCUGCGAUACUUGCGCGCCGCACACAUACGGCUUGAGCUCAGGUGACGCUGAUGGCUGUAAAAAGUGCAGAUGUGAUAUUGGUGGCUCGCUCAAUCAAAACUGCAACACUGUUGACGGAAAAUGUACUUGUCGACCAAACAUCACUGGCCAGCGCUGUAACGAUGUCAAGGAAGAUCAUUUCUUGCCUAAUCCCUUCCUUGACACUAUGGUCACUGGGCCAGAUGGCCUCAACAGUGACGGGGUCGAGUUGAUUCCGAUCGUCUUGGCGCCCGUCGCCUACUAUCCCCCUCAGCCGACGUCUGGUUUCAACGAGGAUCCUAAUGAGUACUACGACGGGUACCCUCAUUAUUCUCGUCCAAUUUCUGAUAGCUACUCUCUCUCCAAUCAUGGAUCCACCUACGGCUAUGAAAACAUCAACCAGUACGUUCCAGCCCGACCAGGCACUUCUGUUCUCUUUGAAGUCGGAGAUCUCCCUCGAUCGUUGCCUUAUUCUCUUCAUUUGAAAAUCUCUCCACAGGGAGGAAACUGGUCUCCAGUCGAAGUUGAAAUCAUUCGACCUCCAACGGACACUCGUGACAUUGAUAGUCCCUGCUUCAACUCGAAACCCGAGGAUGAUUCGUGGACAGCUACUAUUCCCACUGAUGAGCCACUCGUUGCUCUCGGAAAAGACAAGUACACCUGCCUCGAGACCGAUGCCGACAAAGGAACCGUGACUCCCUACAAGUUCAAAAUCACUCUUCCAAAAACUAACAACUAUGGAGAUGAUGAAGAGGACGACAACAAGAUUUUCUGGAUCGAACGACUCCAACUUGUUCCAAAACUUGACACUGAAAACGGCUACCCUGGAUUCAAGGAAGAAUUCAAUGCUGAAGCCCCUAAGCUUAUCACUGCAUACGAGAAGUGCAUGUUAAACACAAUGGAUCUUCCAGAUGUUGGUGUUCUCGAAAAAGACUGCGACGCAAUGACUUAUUCAAUUUCCUCUUGGUUCCACCAAGGCGCGAAAUCAUGUGACUGCGACCAGACUGGUUCUAUUUCUCGCUCUUGUGAUCCUUCCGGUGGUCAGUGCGAGUGCCGAGAAGGUGUUACUGGCAGAACUUGCAACCAGUGCGCGGCUGGCUUCUUUGGCUUCUCACACACCGGCUGCCAAGUUUGCGAUUGCAACAGACGCGGAACUGUCAACCAGAGCCAAUUCUGCGAACAACAAUCCGGCCAGUGCCAGUGCUUGGACGGCGUUGGCGGGCGACAGUGCGAUCGAUGCUUGCCUGGCUUCUAUGACUUCCCCAACUGCAAAAAGUGCGAAUGCAACGGACACGCGAACGAAUGCGAUUCCGUCACUGGCGAAUGCUUGAACUGCGCUCAUGACACCACAGGUCCCAAUUGCGAGCAAUGCGCAGAUGGCUACUACGGUGAUCCGACUUCAGUAACCAACAGCCAGUGUUCUCAAUGUCUUUGCCCCGACGGGCCAAAAUCUAAUCGACAGUUUGCCGACACUUGCAGUUUGUCUCGAAUGCGAGGAAGCUCCAACCGUGAAGAUGAGCAGCGAGGACCACGACCUUCAGUCGUCAUGUGCAAUUGUAAUCCAGGCUACCAGGGGCUUCAGUGCGAGCAGUGUGCGCCUGGGCAUUUUGGAAACCCAAUGGAGCCAUUUGGAAGCUGCAAUCCUUGCGAGUGCAACGGAAACAUCGAUACUUCGGAUCCAGAUGCCUGCGACGCUAGAACUGGAGAAUGCCUCAAGUGCUUGUACAACAGAGGCGGCGCUGACUGUAGCGAGUGUGCCGAUGGAUAUUAUGAGCAGCCGAAUGCCGAUGGAACUGACUUUACUUGUGUUCCAUGCGGAUGCGACGAGCGGGGAAGAGAUCCUUUUGUUGGAAACACUUGCGACAAGAAAACUGGCCAAUGCGCUUGUUUGGACAAAGUAGAAGGCCGAACUUGCAACUCCUGCCGAAACAACUUCUUCGAUCUUGCUAAUGCUGUUGACAACGGAGGCUGCCAAGCUUGCGGCUGUGAUCCAGAAAACUCAAAGGACAUCUCCGGCGAGCAGCCUUGCGAUAUGGUUACUGGCCAAUGUCGAUGCAAAGAUGGAUUCGGCGGUCGCGACUGCAAAUCUUGUGAAAAGGGCUACUACGGCGAUCCCAAAAUCGGAAAAUGCGAGGCCUGUGACUGUGACCCAAGCGGUGUGCAUGAUCCCUUUGCCUGCAAUGCAUGGACUGGUCAAUGCGAGUGCAAGCCUGGAAUCGGUGGACAGCAUUGUGAUCGAUGUGAACGAGGCUACCACGGAAUCGCUCCUGAUUGUGAACCCUGCGGCGAGUGCUUCGACAGUUGGGACGGAAUCAUCGGAGAACUAAUCGACGAAACUAAAGCCGUCCUUGCCACUGUGGAUAAUAUUCGGGACAAUGGUGUUACAGGAGUUUACAAAGCGGAAUUCGACCAAAUCGCAGCCAACCUUGCUAAUGCUCGCGACACUCUUUCUCAAAACGAAGAAAUGAACCAGCUCGAGCGAUUCAUGGCUGAAAUCGAAUCAGAGACGAAUUUGGGACACAGCCGUCUUGAUGACAUCAAGGACUCAUUUGGAGACAUCAACGCCCUCGAUCAGCGACAAAAACAGCAACUCGCCAUUUUGAAGGAAGAAAUGGACAGCAGAAGACUUGAACUUGCUGAACUUACUUCUGCCUUGGACGAAGCUGAAGAUAAGGAUCCUCAUGUUCUUUGGGGACGAAUCAAGCAAGCUGUUGCUGAUGCUGCCAAAUAUGAAAUCCUCGCUAAGAAAGCUGUUGGUGUUUUCCAUAAUGCCGAUGAUCCCAAAACCAAUUUCCUCCUUGCUUCCAAGAAUAUCCGCGAGUCCGUUGUCCAAGGAAUGAACCAGCGAGAAGAAGAAUUCCAGCAGAAAUCGCAAGAACUUGAUAUUCUCAUCGAUGAUGUCGAACCAAAGAUUCGGGAGCUUUCGAUUGGCGAGAUCAACCAAGCUGUCUGCGGCGCCUACACUGAAGACUGCGAUGAAGUCUGUGGUGGCGCUCAGUGUUUGACCUCCAACGGAAAGCAACACUGCGGAAACGCCAACUACGACGUUUUCAACCGAGGCCCACGAGUCAACACCUGUGAAGAGUCAGCUUAUCAAAUCUCUGUUUCUGCUAAAACUCACGCUGAAAACGCUCAAAAGCGACUUGAAGACAUCCGAGAAAAAGUCGAUGAAGCUCUCAAUGACACUAAAGAGGUCCGCGAGGAUGCUUUGGGAGCAAAGGAAGCUGCUGAGAAAGUCCGACAGAAGGCAACUGAUGUCGAAAAGAACAUCCGCGAGUACACUGAUCGAAUCAUCAACUUGGUGGAAGAAAUCGAAGACUUCCUCUCAGCUGAUGAGCAUACCGAUCCCGAAGACAUCCUCAAGGUCGCCAAGCAAGUUCUUGCGAUUGAACUUCCAGACUCGAACAAGAUCAACGAGCUCAAGGAGAAAAUGAACUCACUCAGCAUUCGACCUAGCGAUUCUAGCUCUCCUGAUGAUAAUCUUUCCCUCACUGCGGUUACGUCCAUCGCUCAAAAGGCUACAAAGGUCUUGCGAGAGGCUCAAGAGCUCUCCGACAAGGUGAACCGAGCCGCUGACAACUUUGACCUGAAAGAGUCAAACUGCAAUGAGGCAACAGGAAAGAACCUCGAGGCGAAUGAGGUUAACGACGCUGCCAAAAUCAAGAUCGCAGAAACGACCACCCUGAUCGAAGAUUUGAAACUCAAGCUUGCUGAACUUGCAGGCCUCGUCGACGACCAGACCAUCCAGCAAAAGCGUACUCAGCUCAACAACAAGAUCACUGAAUCGAACAGCAACAUUGUCAUGGCCACUGAAGAAUUGACAGAAGCAGACGAGCUGUUCGAAGAAUUCCGACCUCGAUACGAAGAAUUCAAAAACAGCGGCGAUCGAGACUACGCGAUUGAAUUUACUGACAAAGUUGAUGAGCUUAGGCACACACAGGAUAGCGCCAAGGACUUGGAGGCGAAUGUCGGCCAGCUUUUAGAAGACGUGAAGGAGUGGCACAAGAAACUCCAGGAUCUCAAGGAGAAAUACGAGAAAGUCAAGGAAGAAGUCAACACGAGCACGACAAACUUGGGCGAGCUGAAACAGCGAGCCGAGAGUGUCCGCAAGAACAUCUACCAGAAACUGUACAAUCCUGAACAAUGCGGCAACUAA
Molecule: messenger RNA, 5652 nt
Organism: Oikopleura dioica
Lineage: Eukaryota; Metazoa; Chordata; Appendicularia; Copelata; Oikopleuridae
Source: the annotation of a GenBank genome assembly